This is a messenger RNA of Schistosoma spindalis, 450 nucleotides long. The record is from the annotation of a GenBank genome assembly. NCBI's taxonomy places the organism in Eukaryota, Metazoa, Platyhelminthes, Trematoda, Strigeidida, Schistosomatidae.
AUGGCCGACCAAUUAACAGAGGAACAGAUAGCUGAGUUUAAAGAAGCUUUUUCCUUGUUUGAUAAAGAUGGUGAUGGUACAAUCACCACCAAAGAAUUAGGUACAGUCAUGCGCUCUUUGGGGCAGAAUCCUACAGAGGCUGAACUGCAAGAUAUGAUCAAUGAGGUAGACGCUGAUGGUAAUGGCACAAUUGACUUCCCUGAGUUCUUAACAAUGAUGGCCAGGAAGAUGAAGGAUACAGACAGUGAAGAAGAGAUACGUGAGGCAUUCCGCGUUUUUGACAAAGAUGGAAAUGGAUUCAUAUCUGCUGCUGAACUCCGACAUGUCAUGACUAACUUGGGCGAAAAGUUAACUGAUGAUGAGGUCGAUGAAAUGAUACGUGAAGCUGAUAUAGAUGGUGAUGGUCAAGUAAAUUAUGAAGAAUUUGUUACGAUGAUGACGACAAAGUAA